UCCAGUAUUUGCAGCACCCAGCCCUGGUAACCGGCGCCUUGUCGCAAAGCGAAGCAAUCUUGCCGCGUUUUAUAGUCAAUAACUGCGAAUCAGCAAGAACUGCGUGAACUGAGCGAACCGCAAAACCAAGUGAAAUGGAUGGUGAGUGCCUGGCCAACGAGCAGAUGUGCGUGGGUCGCCAAAUCACUAAUGCCACCCAUGCGUCCACAGCUGUAAUCGAGGACAUGUGGACGCCGUACAAGCAUUUGUACAACACUUUUCAGACCGCGGUGUCCAAUCGCAGUGGCUUCACCUCGGAUCUGGAGCAGUGCCUCAAGAAGUACAAGCACAACUUCAGCAACUUGCUGCGCAAUCCGCCGAGAAGCGAGAAGAGCCGCAAUCUCCUACGAAAUGCCCUCAACGAAGGCGUCCCGAUGCAGGGGCAUUCGCGAAAGACAAAGAUGUCACAGGACCUGGCCGACGAGGCGGUCAUUCUGUCCGACAUGUUCGAUCUGGACGAGGGUUUCGCCGUGGAGCUGCUGUGCACCGCACAGCGCCAGCAGAAGCAUCAUCCCGGCCUGUCCAGAGGCCUUGUCGCGGUGCUGCUCUACUACGAUGGACGAAAGGCCAUCAGCUGCACGCUUCGCGACAUGUUCCAGGUGGUUAGCGGCGUCUCGUGGAACACCGAACUGCCCAAGGAGAUCACCGGUCUGGUCACUAACUAUGCCGAGAGCCUUGUCGACGGCUCUGGGAUACUGGGACGCCUGCUGCAGCUGCUCGAGGAGAUGGAUGUCGACAAGGAGUGCGCUAUGCUGACCACAAACCGCGCGUUUGGCUCCAAGAAGCAUCAGAACCAGGUGCUCGGCCUAUACGAGGACAUUCAACAGGCAUUGGCAAUGGCCCUGUUCAAUUGGUCGGCACAACGCGGCCUGCCGCGACACAUUGCCAUUCGGCUGAUGCACCAAUUGGCCAACCGAAAGAACCACGACGCGGGCGGCAACAUGGACGACGUGACCCUGAUCAUGCUGAUGGCUCUGCUGUAUGCGUACGAUACCUCCAUGCUGCUGGUCACCGAGGAACCCAAUGAGCACACAACCCGACUUCCGAUCUUCAGCGAUCGCGAGUUCGCCGAGUGCUUCCUGGAGGAGCUGUACGCGCAGAGCAGCUGGCAAGCACCGCGCCUGAAUGCCAUCAUUGCCUACAGCUUCGGACUAACGCUGGCCAGCCUGCGGCAUGCACCUUUGCAGCUUCAGGCCACCGCCAUCUCGAUCAUCAAUCGCGAUGAGAUGCUCAUCGACGAGGCACUGGGAGCGCAGGUAUUCGUCUUCUUCCACAGCUUGCUGCUCGAGAAGGAUCUGGUCUAUAGCACGCAGUUCUUCUACCGCCGCGUCCAUCUGCUCAUCACGGACUUCAUCGACUUCAUGAACUCCAAGGUGUCGGAGCUGCGCGGCCGAGCAGACGAGUCGUCACACACGAUCAUCAGCUUCCUAAACGAGGGUCUGGAACCGCCGCCCAACUUGGACUCCAACUUUGAGCUGCUCAUGCUGUGCGUGGCCAAGAUGCACGGCGAUCCGCGCGUCACCAUCAGGCUGUGCAACGAGUACUGGGGCCCCGGCGAUCCCAACGGCUCUACGGCAUUCAAGAACACCUCGCGCUCGGUGUCGCUGUUCAAGUUCAUUAGCUUGGCCAGCGACCUGCUGCCACAGACGCUGUUCAAGGCCUACCUCAAGAUGAUAUCCGGACUUACACGGACCGAUUUCUCGGCUCGAUGCGCCUUCAACAUGCUUAGGGUGCCCCAGAUGGCCACCGGCGGCAAGUAUGCGGUUAGCUGGGAUCACUUCUUCACCACCCUGGGCAACUACUAUACUUCGAUGCGCAACGACUUUAACACCAACAUCGGCAUGAGCGGCGAGACCAUUUACCGCACCCGAUCGACACCAAAGGCCAUUACGCAGCGAGAGGCGGAGCAUCUGGUGGCCGUAAUGGGCAUCAUACAGGCGGUGGCGGAACACGACGAGGUCUCGCGCAUCAUGAUCUGUGACCAUCCCAAUUGGCAGACGCCGCAGGUGCUCCUGGGCCUGGUUGCGUGCGCCACGCCGCUUUUUUUGAAGGCGGAGAUUCUGCACACGCUGGCUGCCCUGGCCAAAUCGAAGGAGACGGCGCGCGUCAUCUGGUUCCACCUGGAGGCCUCGCAGAUUAUACCCACUGUGCCCGUGUCUAGAAGCUAUGCCCAGUGCAGUUUGUUGGAGGAGAUGGAACAAAUCGAGAGCCGUUCGGAGCAGUAUAACCUGACGCGCGGCAUCCUCCAAUUGCUCUACACACUGAUGACCACCAAUCUGCCGAAGAGUUUGGGCGCCGGGCAACGGACACCGGCCUACGAAGGCUAUCUAAAGUCCAUGAUAAAUUCGGUGUUGCUCAAGUUUUACAAUCGCGCGUACAAGGUUCCCUCCGAGAAGUGGCAAGUUGGCGCCCAGUGCCUGAAACUGCUCUACUACCUACUGGCCACCUAUCGGCCGUCCGCAAUGGAUUUUCUGGAGACAGUCGAUGAACCUCCCUAUCCGGGCUUUCACGUUAUGAUGCAGCUGCAGCUGAAGUCCGAAAUGUUGCAGCUGCUGCUGUGCAUUGUGGAGGAGGUGCGUGAGCGGCUGGACAACUACAAUCGCUUUCAGGGCAAGAAGCUACUCGAGGAGUGCUCAUUGUACGCACUGCUGAUCCUGGAAGCCGCAUUGGCGAAACAGAACGCCUUCUUUGAGGCCCACUCGGCGGCCAAUUGCCCCAUUUUGCUGUCGGGCCUGAAUCGCAUGCUCCUGGAUCUGAAUCCACGCAGUCGCAAGCCCGAUCACGUGCUGAAUAUCAUUAAGUAUGUAACCUAUAAUAGCUGGCUGCCGCGGCACGCCCUGGCCGCCAUUAAGAUUCUGGCUUCGGUCACCCAGCUGCCGAAUGUCUCCACCCAGAUUCUCAGCAUGUACGGUCAGGGCAGCAAUGAGAAGCUCGAGAUUCGUCAGGGUUUCGUCGAGUGCCUGGAAAUGGAGGUGUGCGUGGGCAAGCACGACGACGAUUUGUUGGACCAACUGGCCCUCAACAAUCACGUUCCGUAUCUGGGAUUCGGCGAUGAUCUGGACAAUGAGCGAGAGAUGAGCGGGGAACGCGAAUAUUCAACUAUUGAAUCGCAACUGGAGCUGCAGGCGGGGGAUGGCGCGCUGGAGAGCAAACCGGCUAGCAUUGAGCUGCAACUGAAAGAGGCCAUUAUCAAGCUGUUCGAGAUGAAUCUUAGCCAGCAGUUGCCCAACUUUGUGUACUUCCUGCUCGGCGUGGAUGUGCUGCGCGAAUUUAUGGCCAACGGACGGCAGCACCUGGCCAUCGAGAUGCAAAGCUCGUGCGUGAACUCCGUAGUGCUGUUGCUGGAAAAGUACAUGGAUAAACAGCGUCACAGCGAUAAGUACUGCGAGCACACGGCGAGAAUCGUGGAGCGCAUUUACCAUCUGUUCCAUGGACUCUGCGCCAAUCGCCGCACCGCGGAGACGAUACUGCGCUACUUCCGGCUAACGUGCAGCGACUUCCUGCUGCGUCACCUACGCUCGCUGCCCUUCCGGCAGCAUCGCGAGGAUCAUGUGCUGCACGCCAUGGGCCACCUGCUCAACUGCGUCUCUAUCGAUGUCAAACUGGCGGCCAAACAUGGCCAGAUGACGCGCUUCAACCAGAUGUGCGACAUUUUGCUAAUUGGAAACGGAAUGGAGCGUUCAUCCCAUGGCCUGUCGAUGGAAUUGGGCCACAGCCUGAUUUCACAGCCGUCGUCGUCUUUCCUCGCCAUGGAUGUGCUACCGGCCGGUGGAUCGAUAAGUGCCGUGGCACAUGGGGCUGGUUCGGCGUCUCUCGGAGCUCCAAACACUGGGGUCAAAUCACUUAAGCCAUCGCUGCUGCAGGAGACAUCGCAGGGACUGCAUGUCACCCGACUGCUAGAUAUUCUCGUCCUGGAGGCGGGCACGUUGAGCCAGCCGCAGCUGGAGUUCUUCGACGGGCAUCUGAUCACUCAACUGCUGCGCGACUGCGAGGCAUCCGCCGAAGCUGGCGCCAAUUCCAGGGCCAACUUGAUCAACGUGCGCAAACUGUACUACAUUCUCACCGACGAGCUGUACAUGGUGCAGAGCAUCAUUGCCAGCGGCCAGCGGAAGGCCAUUUCCACGGAAAUCAUGCUGCUGCUCAAUCACGCCGUCAACAUAAAUCGCGUGCGGACACAGCGCUGCGCCACGCUGGCCUUCAUGGCAGCAUGGGGUCAACUGGUGCAGGUGCUCUUUAGCAACAUGCCCGAUGCCGUGCUUCCGGCGACGCAGCGUCGCCAGCACAUCAUCGAUAUCGUCGAGAAGGUACUCAUCAAGGUGCAGCCCAUACAGCCCAUCAUCGAGAUAUCCGUACAGGUGAGCGAGACGGUGCUGCUGCUGCUUGCCAAUUUGCGCUACUGCUGCUACCAGGCCGAGGACCAGAGCCCCGAGGAUCUGGCCGCCGAGGAUUCGCUCAGCAAUGGCAAUGGCAACGCCAUCGGCAACGAUUCGCAGGUGAACGCAUUGUGUCUGGGCCAGAGGGCAAUCGGAACUGGUUCGGAUGGCGGCAGUGGAGGUGGACGGGAUAUCGGUUCCGGUGGCAACAGCAGCAAUCUGCGAUUCAUUCUCAAGAACCUCGUCCAGUGGAUCAUGAUCAGUGAGGUGAAGUCGCAGAAGCUGCGCAUCAAUCUGUACAGUUCGCUGCUGAAUUGCCUGCGGAUCGCGAAGCGACUGCGCACCGACGAGCAUCUGGAGUACCAGGAGACAUUGAUUUCGCGCCAGGAGAGUGCACGCACGUACAACAAGGAGCAGCGGCGCGACGAUCGCCUGCGGCUGAAGGCCAUGGCGGCGGAAGUGAUUGGCACGUUCGGCGAGAAGCUGAUCGACACCAUCUGCCACGAUGCGGUGACCGGCCACGAUGUGUGCCGCAUGCUGGCGCUGGCCUGCCUGGACAUGAUCUCCGAGCUGCAGGCGGUGAGCACGCUAUGCGACUUUGUGGCAUCGCGUGGCUACCUCAAGCACAUACUGGAAAGCCUUGAUCAGUCCAGUACGGCGCUUUGCGGGAUUCUGCAGCCCGUGCCGGAUCACCUGAGGCCGCUCUACGUCUACGAGUCGCGCAUGGCCUUCCUCACGCGCAUGGCGAACAGCAAUGUGGGAGCCCGGCUCCUCCUCACCGAGCAGGCGCUGGGCGUGCUUUCGAAUAUGAAGGUCUAUGACCAGCAGCCCGACCUGAAGUCCAGCGAACUGAAUCGUAACGAGCCGCAGACCUUCCUCCCGUCCAUCGAUGACCGCUUCCGGUCGAUCCUCCUGCCGGCGCUGAGCCUCUGCGAUGCCAUUGUCAACUCGCUGGGUCCGCGCAACAACUCCGCCGCCGUGCAGGUGCUUAACUUUCUGUUCGCCCACAUCGACAUGGUCGAGGCCAUGUUGCGCUCGGCCACGCCGUAUAUGGACCUCGGCCACCUGCAGCAGGUGGCGGUCAUUAGCAAUCUGUUUGCCCGCGCCUCCACGCACGAGUUGACCGCGCUGGAGGAUAGCGUGCAGCUGGAUUUGCGAAAUCGCCUGGGCCGCGUGCAGCAGCUGAUGAUCGUGGUGUUCGGACGCUUUUGCGUAAGCGAGCCCACCAUUCGUCGCAUGCUGCAGCAGGAUGAGGAGCAGCAGACCAACCCCACCGAUGACUCGAAGAGGCUACGUGUCAAGUAUUUUCUGGAUAUAGCAGCCAACGUGUCGCUCUACUGCCGCAACGUGGUCACCAGCCAUUCGAAGGACAGCAUGACCUCCAAAUACUUGCUGACCACCGUGAUCAAUGAUGUAACGCUGCUCACUGGCAAAAUGUCCAGCAAAAAGCUGACGACCAUCAUGCACACCAUCCUCAAUCAGCUGAAGGGCUCCAUCGGCUACUACCUUUCGCAGAAGUCGAUCGCCGACAAUCUCCUCCAGCAACGCGCCUCCCUGCCCAACAUCAGCUUUGGGCCCAACGGUAAACAAAGCUACAUAGAACUGAGCCAGCGAUACAACGAGAAGCGCAGCGAACUGAGGCAGGCCGUCUUCAUUGCCGAGCAGAAUCUGUAUCUGCUGUGGAUCCAUCUGGACUUCUAUCUGCGCAACACCAUCGACUACGCCAACGAAAACAGGAACGCCAUCAACGAGAGCAACAUGGACGACGACAAUGACAUGUCCGUGCUGAACGCCUCGCAGGAAGAGAUCGUGCAGCUCAAGCAGCUGCUCAUCUCCACAUUCAACGAGACAUUCUGCACGCAGCUAAUCAACGCCAGCGAGGAUUACUCGAUUAAGUGCAAAGGCUUCAAUGGCUCGCUGCUGCGACGCAUUAAGGCGCUCGUCCAGUUCGCCCCCAUCACUGCCAACGAUGUCAAUUCCAGCUUCGAUUCGUAGGCGGUGGCCAAGCGAUAUGUUUAGUUUUAUAUAUCAAUAAAAAAAUGUUAAUUUUCUAAAACG
Molecule: messenger RNA, 6470 nt
Organism: Drosophila melanogaster (fruit fly)
Lineage: Eukaryota; Metazoa; Arthropoda; Insecta; Diptera; Drosophilidae
Gene: Nup205
Product: nucleoporin 205kD
Exons: 10
Coding region: 135-6407 (2090 amino acids)
Cellular component (GO): nuclear pore
Source: RefSeq, marked reviewed